CCGAGCAGCAUCUCCCGGGGCAAGUUAACGAAAGCUGUUGCUCCCAAACUUCAGGGCUCUGCGUAAAUUGUCUCUGACGGGACACGGACUCGGACCCGGACCUGGACGCGAGCCCGUGUCAGUGCUCAGGGGACUGAAGCCCAGACCAUCCCGAACUGACACAGGCGUCUCCACUGUUCUGUAGCAUCUUUGUGCUCUUAGGACCCAAGAGAUGCGUUUCAGAGAGGAUUGCCAGGUGCUCUUAAACCAGAUGAAAGAAAUCACAGGAAUUCAGGAUUCAGCAUUCCUGCUUGCUGCUCUAAAGGCUGCUGAUGGAGAUCUCAUGGAAGCAGUCACCUUUCUGACGGAGGACUCCAGUCCAGAGCCAGUGCAGAGCCCGGUCUGGGAAGGGAGCACAGUGAGCAAACAGCUCCCACAGGAUGUUAGUGCUGUACCUACCCUUCACAACCAAGACAACCUCUGCACAGCCAACACGGUCAGACCACUGGAAUCACCAAAAACGCUGGCUGCAGAGAGGGAUGCAGCUGAAAGAGCACAGGACACUCAUUCUGCUGAAAACAAAAACCGCUCCAAAAGGAAACGCUGUGAAGUCUGGGGAGAGAGCCCCAAGGAGGAUGACUGGAGAAGAGCAGGUGACUGGCCUGUUGGAAUGAAAAAUAUUGGAAAUACAUGUUGGUUUAGUGCUGUUAUACAGUCUCUGUUUCAGUUGCCAGAAUUCCGGAGGCUGGUCCUUGGGUACUCCCUCCCACAGAAUGUGCUUGAAAGUUGUUGUAGUCACACUGGAAAAAGAAAUAUUGCAUUCAUGCAAGAACUUCAGUGUCUGUUUGCAUUAAUGCUGGGGACAUGGCGUAAAUUCGUGGACCCUUCUGCAGCACUGGAACUUUUGAGAGAUGUGUUUAGAUCAGCUGAACAACCACAGCAAGAUGUGAGUGAAUUUACACACAAACUACUGGACUGGCUGGAGGACGCCUUCCAGCUCACUGUGAAUGUGACGAGCUCUGGAGACAAAUCCGAAAACCCAAUGGUGCAGCUCUUCUACGGGACUUUCCUGACUGAGGGUGUCCAUGAGGGCAACACUUUUUCCAAGAUUGAGACCUUUGGUCAGUAUCCCCUUCAGGUAAAUGGGUACCGGAAUCUGAAUGAGUGCUUGGAAGGAGCCAUGGUGGAGGGAGAGAUGGAUGAGGCAACAGCAUCUCAGUCAGUGAAGUAUGGACAGGAGCGCUGGUUUACAAAACUCCCACCAGUUCUGACCUUUGAACUCUCCCGAUUUGAGUUCAAUCAGUCACUAGGACAGCCAGAGAAAAUUCACACCAAGCUAGAGUUUCCCCAGACUAUGUAUAUGGACAGAUACCUCUACUGCAAUAAAGAUCUUAUUCAGAUGAAAAGAGAAGAAAUGAAGAGAUUGAAGGAGAAAAUGGUGACUCUGCAGCAGAAACUGGAAAGGUACAUGGAAUAUGGCUCUGGCCCAGCCCGCUUUCCACUGCCUGACAUGCUGCAGUAUGUGCUCGAGUUCAUUGCUACAAAGCCAGCUGUGGCUGUUUCCUCUGCUCAGAGCUCUCAAACAACACUCCUGCACUCCCAAGACAAGCCUCCUGUUCUGGAUGUGCUUUCACAGCCAAACAGCAUACAAGAGAGGACUGAUACUAGGACUGAAGAUGAAGCUUGUUUUGUGGCAAAUUCUUCGCUGCAGCAAAGCUCCAGUCUGGAGCUCCAGGCUCCUGUGUCACCAGCAGACCUGUCUGAACGUCCAGCUCCUCACGUGGUCUCUGAGGAAGAGCUGAACCUGGUUCAGACGUGUCUGCAGCGAUGGAGAAACGAGAUUGAACAAGACGUGCAAGAUCUGAAGGAAUCUAUUGCCAGAAUCAACCUGUCCAUUGAACAAAUGUACUGUGACCCUCUCCUCCAACAGGUUCCCUAUCGUUUGCAUGCUGUCCUGGUUCAUGAGGGGCAGGCAAAUGCUGGGCACUACUGGGCCUUCAUCUAUGACCAGCCUCGGAAAAGGUGGCUCAAGUACAACGACAUCUCAGUGACAGAGUCGUCGUGGGAAGAGCUGGAGCGAGAAUCCUUUGGGGGCUUGAGGAAUGCCAGUGCCUACUGCCUGAUGUACAUCAGUGACCAGGUGUCCCGUGCUGCUGCAGAUGAGGAUGAGGCCCCAGAGGCCAGACAGUUCCAGAAGGAAGUGGAAGCUUUGUCACCAGAACUGAGACACUACAUCCAGGAGGACAACUGGCGCCUGGAGCAGGAGGCAGAGGACUGGGACGAGGAACAAUCUUGCAAGAUUCCUCAGAUGGAGCCUUCACCUACUUCUGAAUUGCAGGACCUCUCCUCUGAGUCAGGACCAGAGCAAUCAUCAGUUUGUGAGCAGAGCGUGCACUCCCUGUCCUCAGAGCAUGCCAGGAUUGCCAAGGAGCAGACUGCCAAGGCCAUUGCCAACACUGCUGACGCCUACGAGAAGAACGGUGUCGAGGCAGCUCUGUGCAAGGCAUUCCGUGAGGAGUACUCCCGGCUGUACCUGCUUUCCAAGGAGACCCCAACGCCCCAGAACGAUGCCCGCUUGCAGCACGUGCUCAUCUACUUCCUGCAGAACAACGCUCCGCAGCAGGUGGUGGAACGGACCCUCCUCGAGCAGUUUGCAGACAAAAACCUCAGCUAUGAUGAACGGUCCAUCAGCAUCAUGAAGGUGGCUCGGGCAAAGCUGAGCGAAAUUGGUCCUGAGGAUGUUGACAUGGAGGAAUACAAGAGAUGGCACGAAGACUACAGCCUUUUUCGCAAGGUGUCCAUUUACUUGCUGACGGGGUUGGAACUCUACCAGAAUAGAAAGUACCAAGAGUCACUCACCUACCUGGUCUAUGCCUACCAAAGCAACACCAAACUGCUGCUGAAGGGAACCAACCGAGGCGUGAGCGAGUCGCUGAUCGCCCUGUACAGAAGGAAGUGUCUCCUGAAGCUGAACGAGGUGGCAGCUUCUCUUUUUGUCAGCUGUGAAGAAGCUCAUGUCUCAGAGGGUGUGAGCAUCCUGAAUGAGCUGAUCAUCCCCUGCAUGCAUCUCAUGAACAACUUUGAGAUCUCCAGAGAGGACCUGGAUGCCAUCGAGGUCAUGAGAAACCGCUGGUGCUCCUAUUUGGGACGAGAAGACAUGGACGCAAAGCUGCAGAUGAAGCUGGGUGAGCUGCUACCCCGGCUCCUCGACGGCUCCACUGAGGUCAUUGUGCUGAAGGAGCCCCCGAAGAUCCGACCCAACUCCCCUUACGACCUGUGCAGCCGCUUUGCGGCCGUGAUGGAGUCCAUUCACGGGGCCUCAGCCGUGACCGUGAAGUAGCCGCAGCCGCUCGCCCUGCCCGGGCCUGCCGGGGAGCGCUGGAGCGGGGCAGGAGAGGGGGCUCCACUGGAUUCCAAGCUGUGUUCUUUGUAAAUAGGAGCGGAUGAAAAGCAGUAUUGCACUUCUGAGGCAGAACACAAGGCAGUACUACAAAGGACCUGGGCCGCUGUUACAGUGCAGGCGCAGGCCCUGGUGGCACCACGGGGCCCAACCGGGCUCCAAAGGCUCUUCUGUCCUGGCAGCCUUCUAGAUGCAGCCCUGGGCCCAUAAUGGCACAGGAGCCCAGCUCUGCUCAGCACUGCACACUGUGCCUGGGCUGUCGGGCACUUCCCCAGCUCCCUGAAUGGUCACUGCCAGGGGUUGCAUGUUCUAAUCCAGAGAGAUUCCUGCUCACAGGAGCCUGGGCUGAGUGAGGAGGAGGCAGCAAGGAGCACUGGCUCACGCUCUGCUGCGUGGGCAGUCAUGCACGCAGCUGUGUCUUGUGGUCAAGUCAAGCAGGCUUUUGCCUUUUGUAUUCUAGCUAGCACCAGAAACCACACAGGAGCGUUCCCUGGAGAGGCACAGGCAAAUCCUGGCAGUGAGGAGCCAGGACGGGGCUGUGGCUUUGUGCCUGGCAGGAGCUGACUGGCUCAAGGCAAUCACAUCACCCCAAAGGCAAACUUCCUUCUCCCCUUGGGUGGUGGGUCAGGGCUGGAUUAGUGUCAGUGAUAACUGUGAGGGCUCGGGUCAGCCCAUUGUGUUGAUUUUGUUAACGAAGUGCCCUGUUGGCAUUUCCUUUUGCGGUCACCCUGUGCUUGCAUUUGAGCUGCAGCAGUUGUAAGCCAAAAGUUCUGAGUCACUGGAGGGGGAUCCUGUUUUUUGGAACUAUGCAGAGUUUUCUAACAGUGCAAUAAAAGCAUUUGUUCUAUGUUA
This is a messenger RNA of Sturnus vulgaris (Common starling), 4231 nucleotides long. NCBI's taxonomy places the organism in Eukaryota, Metazoa, Chordata, Aves, Passeriformes, Sturnidae. The record is from RefSeq and is a predicted model, not a curated record.